Messenger RNA from Gracilinanus agilis (Agile Gracile Mouse Opossum), 903 nucleotides. It is a transcript of the gene KLK8, whose product is annotated as kallikrein related peptidase 8. Gene Ontology annotation, biological process: memory; neuron projection morphogenesis; proteolysis. Gene Ontology annotation, molecular function: serine-type endopeptidase activity. The transcript has 6 exons. The record is from RefSeq and is a predicted model, not a curated record. Lineage: Eukaryota; Metazoa; Chordata; Mammalia; Didelphimorphia; Didelphidae. The coding region runs from base 1 to 903 and encodes 300 amino acids.
AUGGCGCCUCCCAAACCAGCCGUCCCGGAUCUCUCCACCCGCCGCUCCUGGGACACAGGGUUGCUUAAUGUCCUCCUGACUUUCCUCCCACUGCCCAGCCUAGCAGGCCCUGCCAUGGGACCCUCUUCAGGCUCCUGGAGCUCCUGCUUCUGUACCUGGAAGCGCUGGGCCUUCCUCCCACUGCUGCUGACAACCUGUGCAGGGUCCUGGGUGCAGGAUUCCAGAGUGCUAGAGGGACAGCCCUGUGAACCCCACUCCCAGCCCUGGCAAAUUGGCUUGUUCCAGGGUGUGCGGCUUAUCUGUGGGGGGGUCCUGGUGGCCCCUCAGUGGGUACUCACAGCAGCCCACUGUCAGAAACCGAAUUACUCAGUCCGUCUGGGAGAACAUAGCCUGGAGAAACCAGAAGACUCUGAGGAAGAGAUUGAAGUAGCUCAAUCAAUCCCUCAUCCCUGUUACAACUCGUCCAUUGGCAACAAGCACGACUUGAUGCUGCUUAGACUUCGCCAACCAGCCGAGGUGAACAGCAAGGUGCAGCCCAUCGGACUUGCCUCUGGAUGCGCUCAGCCUAACCAGGAAUGCAUCGUGUCAGGUUGGGGUACCACCACCAGCCCCCGAGAGGAUUUUCCAGAUGCCCUGCACUGUGCACAACUGUACAUCUGGUCCCAGGAUCUCUGUGAAAAGGCAUACCCAGGCAAAGUUUCAGAUGGCAUGGUGUGUGCAGGGAACAACAAUGGUGCGGACACCUGUCAGGGUGACUCAGGGGGCCCUCUGGUGUGCAGGGGAGCUCUCCAGGGUAUCACUUCUUGGGGCGCAGACCCUUGUGGGACAGCGGAUAAACCAGGCGUCUACACCAAUGUCUGCCGCUAUACAGACUGGAUUAAGAAGACUACCAAUGCUGACUGA